GCUACGUGAUGUGCUCAGUCCCGCUGAGAAUUCGGAAUCAAACAGUUGCAUACCACGACUAGUGUGCCGCCGACUUUUGUUCUUGUUUUCUGGAGCACUGGGAUACUCCGGGGGGGCAGCACUGUGCAGUGACACCGAUACAUACGUGCGUGUGAUCAAAAUGUGUUUUUGUCAGAGAUGAUAGCCGUGGUUACAUUUUUAGGGGGGGUUGAAAUCUGGAGAUACGUAGGCCUAAUGUUCUCUUCGUUAAAUUAUCCAAGUUAAGACUGCAUGUACAGUUGGGUGCUCGUAGCUGGAGAGUCAUUUGACCGCCAGUAGGGGGUCUGUGGAAGAGGAGAACCAGGGCAUUGUGAAACAGACUAGUUCAUGUUGUUGGAAGUAUAAUAUUUAUAAACGAAAAGUGCCAGAGGUGGUGGAGGCCCCUGACCUCCUCCCACAAACUGUUUCCGGUUACCCAAAAUGUUAAACCCAUUUAUGGACACCACUCAUCAUCACCUGGCAACGAUGGGUCUGAAAAUGAGUCCACCGCCUGUGGUAUCCCCCCAGUCAGGAGGGCACCAAAUCGCCUCUGCUGGGACCAUGUCCUCGUCUGUUGCAACUGGCGGGUCCGCGACAGGCGACAUCUCUGCUGGACAGCCAGGCUCGGCAAUGAACCAUCACAAUCAUUUUUCACCACAGGCCACGAAUGGGUAUCACCAUCACACGGCGAUGGGUCACCACCUGAAUCCCCACGCCGGGUACGCGGCGAGGGACUUCCUUCUUCGGCGGGAACAUCACCACGACUUCUCGGCGGCACCUGUGCCUUCAGCGGCCGCGGGAACCACUGACCCCGCGGCGGCGGCCGUCCUGUUCCCGUCCACCGCAUUACAUCACGACCCCGCGCCGCAGCUGAACCAUCACCACCACCAUCACCACCAGCCCUUAGCGAAUCACCACUUGAAUCAUCACAUGCGGCUCGGCAUGGAUGUGUAUACCCGUGCUGCGGCCGAGCACCAUCCAUAUCAUCAAGCGUCAACACAUCACCAAUUCGCGGCCAUGAACGCGGCUGCAGCUCAUCAUCACGCCAUCACCAGCAUGGCACCUCAUCACCCGGCUCACCACGCCACUCACCACGGGGCGUUCUUCAGAUAUAUGCGGCAACCUGUGAAGCAGGAGAUGUCGUGCAUGUGGAUCGAACCCGAGCAGCCUGUUCCAAGGAAGACGUGCGGAAAGACAUUCACGACGAUGCACGAGAUCGUGACCCAUCUGACUGUAGAGCACGUCGGCGGUCCCGAGUGCACAACGCACGCCUGCUUCUGGCAGAGCUGUCCCAGGAACGGGAGGCCCUUCAAGGCGAAGUACAAACUCGUGAAUCAUAUUCGUGUUCAUACGGGCGAGAAGCCGUUCCCUUGUCCCUUCCCCGGAUGCGGCAAAGUGUUCGCCAGGUCCGAGAACCUCAAGAUACACAAGAGGACGCACACCGGCGAGAAACCGUUCAAGUGUGAAUUCGAAGGCUGCGACCGGCGGUUCGCAAACAGUUCAGACCGGAAGAAGCAUUCACACGUUCACACAUCGGACAAGCCAUACAACUGCAGGGUUUCGGGGUGCGACAAGAGCUACACACAUCCCAGUUCUCUGCGGAAGCACAUGAAAGUGCACGGCUGUGGGGCCGGUUCUGCCGGCAAAAGCCCUCCCCCUGGCUAUGAUAGUGACGGAAGCGACUCCAACAGCUCUUCAGCAGCGUCCAUCAGCGUCUCGGCGACAGGUGGCGGGUCUGCAGGCGCAGGCACCACCUCCCCAGAUCAGCACAACCAUCACCAUCACCACCACCAUCACGCCAACAACCCUCCAUCAGGCAAUACUGCCUCGUCCAUCCACCAACAACACAACCCCCUGAGCUCCUCAAUAUCCCACCAACAAUCUGCCCCCGGGACGACUAACCUAUCUGAGUGGUAUGUGUGUCAAAGUGCCACAGGAAUGCCAACACCGCCAAGUAACGAACAUUCACCCGUUAACCAUCUAAAUCAUUUGAACCAUUUAAAUCACCUAAAUCAUCACCACAUGGUACAUCACCAUCAUCAUAGCGCGGGAGCUGCCACGGCCUACUGAGAACUACCCCCCGCACCGCCGCCUGCCACCCUCCUGCCCUGGAGGCUGUGAUCAUGUCAUAAUGGGGUGGGAGGAUUACAGGCUUCUCACAGUUAGGCUUCACUUCUUACUCUCAUGUCAUGGAGAGAUGACACCAAGAAUCUGCUCAUUAGGAUGCAUACAGAUCUUACUGGCCCACAGAAGUCUUCAUGUCAACGUUUACAAUUUAUUCAGUGUAGGGUCUUAUGAACAUAACAUAGCGUCGUACAGUUAAAAAACCUUAUAAAUUUGCUUCUGAGUCAUUUGAACUCGAAAUUAACAGAUACAUCCGAAACUAAUUCGACAAAAUGCUGUACCGAAAAAUUCUACCAUGAAUAAGGACCGCCGUAAAACCAAAGUUUCAAAGAUUUCAAUUCUGUUUAUCUCUUUCCGCCAAUCGCUGUGGCCGCGCGGGUAAAGACAUGAACAGUCUUCGCUCGCUCUGACUCUGGGAUCGUGGGUUCGAAUCCCACUUAAGGCAUGGAUAUUUGUUU
Messenger RNA from Cryptotermes secundus, 2600 nucleotides. RefSeq names its product zinc finger protein ZIC 4 (gene opa). Bases 460 to 2088 code for a protein of 542 amino acids. Gene Ontology annotation, cellular component: nucleus. Lineage: Eukaryota; Metazoa; Arthropoda; Insecta; Blattodea; Kalotermitidae. Gene Ontology annotation, molecular function: RNA polymerase II cis-regulatory region sequence-specific DNA binding; DNA-binding transcription factor activity, RNA polymerase II-specific. The transcript has 2 exons. Gene Ontology annotation, biological process: regulation of transcription by RNA polymerase II; central nervous system development. The record is from RefSeq and is a predicted model, not a curated record.